Molecule: messenger RNA, 984 nt
Organism: Papaver somniferum (opium poppy)
Lineage: Eukaryota; Viridiplantae; Streptophyta; Magnoliopsida; Ranunculales; Papaveraceae
Product: F-box/kelch-repeat protein At3g06240-like
Exons: 1
Coding region: 1-984 (327 amino acids)
Source: RefSeq, a predicted model, not a curated record
AUGCUUAGUCACACCCGCUCAAUAAGUUCUGUAGAUUAUGCUUCAUUAGCAGGUAAACAGGUUGUUCUUGUACAUCACCAUGUUUACCCGUUUCUACAAGAGGAUGUUAAGACCCUCAAAAUAUUGGGUUCUUCCAAUGGCUUGAUUUGCUUAGGUAUAUCUGAUUCUAAGAAUGUUAGCAACCUCAGAAGAAUUUACAUUUGGAAUCCAUCAACGAAUGAAUAUAAGCAGAUUAGUUGUUCAACUUUUGAUGAUCGUGAUUACUGCUUCCGCGCCAAAUAUGGCUUUGGUUAUGAUAACAGCAUCGAUGAUUACAAAGUGGUACGUAUUUUGGGUCGUGAUUCUUGUGAAUAUCAUGAAUGUCUAGAUAUUCAAGUUUAUACGUUGGGGUCAGACCCAUGGCAUCGUGUUCAAACCGUCCCUUACUCGUUUGCUUGUGAAAAGAGAUUUUCUAGUUUGCUUUUUAAUGGAGCUCUCCAUUGGUUAGCCUAUAACGUUGCUUCCCAAGGCCAAGGAAAGUCUUGGGAAGUUAUAGUUGCUUUCGAAAUUAGCAAAGAGAGACACCUGCAUUUGCUGCUUCCCAAAGAAACUAUAAAAGGUUGGAGAGAAGUCGGAAACGACAAAAAACGCUUGGGAGUGCUGGGAGACUGCAUUUGCUUAAGUAUUAGCUUCUUGGUACAUGGCCGGACGGAUAUAUGGAUUAUGCAAGAUUAUGGAGUGCAAGAUUCUUGGACUAAGCAAUUUACCAUUACUCAACUACAGAUGCACAAAUAUUUCUCCUGUAAGCCAAUUUGGACUUUCGAAAAUGGUGAGAUUCUACUGGAAACUGUCAAGGAUUUAAUUGUAUAUGACCCGAAAAGUGGAAAUAUUAGAACCGCGAUGCGUGAUACUGAUCUCAGUGUUAAUCGGGAGUGUUAUGUGGGGAGCCUAAUUUCAGUUAAAUCAGGUACUUAUGUAGAGAAAACUGACUUCUUCAUCGUGUAA